UUCUCUUUGGAGCCGUGAAUCUACUUUGGGAUAUUAAAUGCACCAGAAGGCUGAGACCCCGAAACCCCCCGAAAAGAGUCCAGGAUGUACUGGUGCGUGGGAACAGAGGACUCCGAUGCUGAGAGCGAGAGCAACAUGGCAGCUACAGAAGCAACCACAAGCAUGGGUGUCAGGCAGUCCUCAGCCGGCGAUCUCUCCGCGGAUCAGUGUCCCAUAACAGACGCCAUUCAGAAUGCCUACAGAGAUGGAGAAUUUGGGAAGGCCCAAGAGUUGGUUAAAGCGGCCUGCCAAGAGAGCAUCUCACUCGUGGAAAAGGGUCACCUCUUAAGCCUUUCAGCCGCCUUUGGGGACCUGCAGACAGUGAAGUAUUUACUGGUAGAGGGACGUGUGAUGGUGCCCCUUGAACCCAACGAUGACCACCCUGCGGUGGUGGCAGCCUAUUUUGGCCACAAGGAUGUUACCCAAGAGCUUCUUGAUUCUGUCCUUGGUUCUUCCAACAUCUUGCAGCUUCUGAACUGGGUGCUCGCCAUUGCCUGCCAGCAAGGCCACCUGGAAAUAGUCAAGCUGCUGGUCCUGACGUACAAAGCAGACCCCGACAGCUAUGCGGUACGGAGGAACGAAUUCCCCACUCUUAUCCGAUUGCCUUUGUAUGCAGCCAUAAAAGCAGGAUAUGAAGACGUUGCCACCUUCUUGCUUGAGAACGGGUCUUUCUUUUGCUCCUAUGUCCUGAUGGACUGCCCUGGCACAAGCAAGCGCCUCCUGCAGCAAUAUUUUGUGGAAACGACAGCCUCAUCCAGGAGUAGUGCACCUGCAAAAACAGGUCUCCUGGUGAACUGGUCACGCUUGAGGCUCCCUUGGGUGGACCUGGACUGGCUGAUGGACGUCUCCCACCGGGUGACCGAGCUGCACCUCUCCACCAACCACCUCGCCACACUGCCCUCUGCCCUCCCUUGGGGGCUGGUCAACCUCCAGAAACUGAGCCUUAAUGAGAACCGGUUGCGCGAGCUGCCUGUUGUGCACUCGUCGGAUGAAAUCAUGUGCACCAAAUUACUUGAGGUCGACAUCUCCAACAACAGGUUUCUCAGCCUCCCUUCAGGCUUCUUGCACCUUUGCAGACUCCAAAGGCUUCUGGCUGCCAAGAAUUAUUUGGAGACGUUGUUUGAUGAAGAGGAUGGCAUCAACUGGAUUGGGUUGAGGAAGCUGCAGGAGCUGGAUGUCUCAGACAACAGGCUGUCAGAGUUACCAGAUCCAUUUCUUCACUGCCUGAAAUCGCUGAACGUCCUCAAUGUCUCUAGAAACAAACUGAAGAUGUUUCCUCAGCCAUGGGCCUGUCCCUUGAAGUGUUGCAAGGCAGCUCAAAACGCAUUGGAAUCUCUCCCUGACACUCUGGCUGUUUUUUGGAAAAAUCACCUGAAGGAAGUAGAUUUUUCCGACAAUGUUCUGAAGGAGGUCCCGCUCUGCCUUUUCCAGCUGGAAGCUUUGGCCUUCCUGAAGCUCUCAGGAAACCAGAUCAUCACCUUGCCUUCCCAAGAGACGUGGGCUUGCCGGUGGCUGAAGUCCCUGGACCUCUCCAAGAACCAGCUGGGAAAGAUGGACGAAGGGGCCAAAAUGAAGCGGAUUUCUUUCUUCAGUACCAGGAACCGAGGGCGUUCGAGCACAGAAACAGGUUCCACUUUGGAGUUUCCUGAAUUCUUGGCCGAGACUCUUGAAGUUCUCUACCUGAACGACAACCAGCUGGACUCCGUCCCGCAGUCGGUCUGCCUCCUCAAAGGGCUGUCGGAGCUUUACUUGGGAAACAAUGCAGGUAUUCAUGAGCUUCCUCCCGAACUUGGGCAACUGGCUAAUCUCUGGCAGCUGGAUCUGGAGGAGCUGAGCAUUGGCAACCUUCCCGCCGAGAUCAGGAAAGAGAGUCCCAAAGCCAUUUUAGCCUACCUGCGAGCACAGCUGCGCAAAGCGGAGAGAUGCAACCUGAUGAAGGUGAUUGUGGUGGGGCCCCCACGGCAAGGGAAAUCCACCCUGAUGGAGAUUCUGCAGACAGGGAAGGCUUCCCCGGCGAUGCCCAGCAACGCCACCAUCCGGACCUCCAAGUGGGAGCUGCAGAAACCCUCUGGGUUCAAGGCAAAGAUGAAUUCUGUCGCGUUUAACGUCUGGGAUAUUGGGGGUCCCGCCAGCAUGUCAACAGUCAAUCAGUGUUUCUUCACAGAUAAAGCAUUAUACGUUGUUGUCUGGAACUUAGCGCUGGGGGAAGAAGCUGUGGCAAAUCUUCAGUUCUGGUUACUGAAUAUCGAGGCCAAAGCACCAAAUUCAGUUGUGUUGGUGGUGGGAACUCACCUUGACUUGAUUGAAACCAAAUUUCGUGUGGAAAGGAUUGCCACCCUGAGAGCCUAUGUCCUGGCUGUGUGUCGAUCCCCUUCUGGCUCGAGAGCAACCGGCUUCCCAGAUAUCACCAUGAAACACUUACACGAAAUCUCAUGUAAGACGCUCGAAGGCCUAGAAGGUCUGCGGCACCUGAUCUAUCACAUCACCGUCAAUAUGAAGGACAUUGGGAGUUCAAUUGGCUCACAAAAGCUUGUUGGGAGAUUGAUACCAAGGAGUUACUUGAGUUUCCAAGCGGCCGUCAUAGCUGAACAACAGAGGAGAAGCCAAAGUGAUGAUCUAAAGCUCCUAUUUUUGUGCCGUGCUUUAAAGGCAUUGAAUGCACAAUUGUUUGCUCUGUGGUUGAGUGCAACACUCACAAUGUUCUGCCUAGCAGAUGGGGCACUUGCUGCCUUGAAAAGCACCGUUUCUGACCAGCUUGUGGCCUUUCUUUCCAGUUACCUUCUGCCCCACCUGCUUCCUGCCAAACCAGCCUUUGAUGUCCAUGGCUUGUGCCACCAGACCACAAACACCAUCCAAAGGGUGUUCAAGAUGAGUUUCGUCCCCAUUGGCUUUUGGCAGAGAUUUAUUGCCCGGAUGCUCAUCAGUCUUGCAGAUAUGGACCUGCAGUUCUUUGAAAACAAGAACACCAAGAGUAGGAACAAGAAGGCUGCGCUCUACAGCUUCGCCGGCACUCAGCGAAACAGAUGCAGCACUUUCCGGGUUAAAAGAAAUCACACCGUUUACUGGCAAGAAGGGCUGUUUGUCACUUUCGAUGGAGGUUUCUUGAGCGUGGAGUCUUCUGAUGUAAACUGGAAGAAGAAGAAAAGUGGCGGAAUCAAGAUUAUCUGCCAAUCGGAUGCCAGGGAUUUUUCCGCAAUGGCUUUUAUAACCGAUCAUGUCAAUUCCCUGAUAGAUCAGUGGUUUCCCGCCCUGACGGCCACGGAGAGCGAUGGGAGUUUACUGAUGGAGCAAUACGUCCCUUGCCCGGUCUGUUCAACUCCUAAAGCCAAAGGCGGGAAAGGCAGCCCGGACAUGGAAGGCACGCAGUACUUCAACAUGGAGGAUUGCGUUCUGGCCGCCAUCGAGUCAGACACCAUUGUUUGCGAUUGCCACCCAGAUAUCCCUGUGCCUUUGCAGGAGUUGGUUCCCGAGCUUUUCAUGACCGAUUUCCCAGCCAGGUUAUUCUUGGAAAACAGCAGACUGGAGUAUGCUGAAAAUGAAAGCAAUGUUCUUGGCCAAGGAGGAAGCGGGACCGUUAUAUACCAGGCCCAGUACCAAGGCAAACCGGUGGCAGUGAAGCGGUUUCAGAUUAAGAAAUGCCAGCGAUCUGCCUGCUCCGCGACAGACACAAUGCUGAGGCACCUGCGAGCCAUGGAUGCCAUGAAGACCUUCUCCGAGUUCCGCCAGGAAGCCUGCAUGCUCCACUCCCUGCAGCAUCCUUGCAUCGUCUCCUUGGUUGGGAUCAGCAUCCACCCGCUCUGCUUGGCCUUAGAGCUGGCCCCGUUGGGAAGCCUCACCACGGUGCUUGCAGAAAACACCAAAGGAGCAUCUUUUGUGCCACUAGGGCACAUGUUGACCUUGAAAGCGGCAUACCAGAUUGCAGCUGGCCUGGCCUACCUCCAUAAGAAGAGCAUCAUUUUCUGUGACUUAAAGUCCGACAACAUCCUGGUGUGGUCUCUGGCCAUGGAGGAGAGCGUCAAUAUCAAACUGUCGGACUAUGGGAUUUCCCGGCAGUCCUUCCACGAAGGGGCCCUCGGUGUGGAGGGGACGCCUGGCUAUCAAGCCCCGGAGAUACGGCCCCGGAUUGUCUAUGAUGAAAAGGUUGACAUGUUUUCCUAUGGGAUGGUGCUCUAUGAGCUGUUGUCUGGGCAGCGACCUGUCCUUGGGCAGCAUCAGCUCCAGAUUGCAAAGAAGCUCUCCAAAGGGAUCCGGCCCAUCCUGGGCCGCUCGGAAGAGGUCCAGUUCCACCGAAUGCAGGCCUUGAUGGUGGAGUGCUGGGACACCAAGCCUGAAAAGCGUCCAUUGGCCACCACCGUGGUAGGACGGAUGAAGGACCCCGCCUUUGCAACCUUCCUGUACCUGUUGCCGUGUGGACAACAGUCGUCUUUCUUCUCUUCCCAAGGACAAGAGAACACCGUUGUGUUCUGGGACGGGAAGGAAGAUACCAGAAACUAUACUGUUGUGAAUACAGAGAAAGGAUUGAUAGAAGUUGCAAAGUUAAGCUGCCCGGGAAUGAAGCUGUGCUGCCAACUGAAAGUCCAGAGCUCCCUAUGGACGGCCACAGAGGAUCAGAAGAUUUAUGUGUACGGUUUACGCGGCAUGUGUCCUCUGAAUGCUCCUCAAAAAGGUGUUGACACUCCAGCAGUUGUCACCUGUUUCCUUGCAGUGCCCAUUGCGAGAAAGAACUCUUACCUGGUGUUGGCGGGCUUGUCAGAUGGCCUUAUAGCUGUUUUCCAAGAGUCGCAAGGCGUCCCGGAGGACAGCUGUCGCUACCUGUGCUCCCACACAGCUAACCGCUCCAGGUUCCGGCUCAGCGACGAUGACCCUCGGCAGAAUCCUUACCCCGUAAGGGCGAUGGAGACUGCUAACAAUGGGACAGAAGUCUGGUACAGCAAUGGGCCCGGCCUGCUGGUCAUUGACUGUGCAGCCAUGGAGAUCACGAGGCGGCUGGAACCCUACAGGCCCCCCUCCGUGGUGGUUUCCAUUGCAUGCAGCUCCGCGUGUGGUGGGGAGGAAGUGGCCUGGUGCCUGGAUGACGCAACCAACUUCCUGGUGAUGUACUACACCGCUAGCUACCAGCUCUGCGCCCGCUAUUUCUGUGGGGACCAAAGUCCCUUGCGGGAUAUGUUCGCCCUUCAGCCACCGCCCACCUCGAUUCCCACCACGUUGACUGCACGUGGGAGCACGGUUCCAGAGAGAAGCUCUUUAGCAGGCACGGCCAUUCUGCAAAGCCAAGAGCUGGGGAUCCAAAUACUCAACCACCAGGACUCUCUGACGGACUACUGCUCGGUGUCCUCUCACUCGCCCUUGCCUGCCAACCAGAUGAUGAGAUCCUUCUCAAGCCUGCCAAGCUCCCCCACAAGCUCUUCCAGUGUGCCUUUCUCAACAGAUGGUGAGGAACUAGAAAAGCCUCAGGAGCAAAGCCUUCUUCCCGUGGUGAGGCCUGUAGAGGAUUUGGCACCGGCCAGUGAAGACAUUAGUUCCCUGCAAGCCGUGAGAAUCCUCCCUGUGAAAGACCUCAUAUGGAUCCCCAGACGAGGAGGGGAUAUCAUUGUGAUUGCGCUGGAGAAGGAAGCCGCCUCUCACCGGGGCAGAGUCAUUGCUGUGCUGAAGGCUGCAGAGCUGGCUGCCUAUGGGUCCCUGGUGGACGCCACCCUGGCCAAGGAGCGCGUUGUGUGCUGCUUUCAGAAUGAGACCAAGGAGUGCUGCCUGGCUGCCUGGAGCGGCUGGGGCGCCCAAGACUUUGAUGCUUUCUACCAUUCGUAUGAAGAGCUGGGGAGGCUUGAGGCCUGCAUGCGGAAGAGACAGUAGUACACAAUGGGUGGGUACUUCGUAGUCACCGAAAACGGACGGAAGGCAGGCAAAAGCCACACUGGGAUCUUGCUUGGGUGGAUGUUCUUCUAAUUUUGCUGCUAAAAGAGAUUCUUGCAUUGGAUCUGUUUGUCAUGUCAUUACAUGUCAUCCAACUUGCAUCCUUAUCCCAGUCAAGCACACCUGUGAAUCCAAUCACCACCAUCUCUGCAAAGUCAAAGUGCCCUGUAUUCUUACACAAUGCAUGGCUUGCAAUUUCAAAAACAAAGUACAGCCCAUAAGUCGUACCUCUGUGUUUAUGUUAGUGGUGGAUUCCACAGCAAUACAACACUGUUCUGAGUCAGCAAUGCCUUACAGGAGGUGGAAGUAGCACCUGUUCAAAGCGGUGCCGUGGUGCGGAAAGGGAAUAUGUUUUACUCCACAAUUCUGUUUGUACCUUGGUUCUUACCAAGGUACAAACCUUGCUAAGUGUUGGGUGCAGCACUGUAUAUGUAUUAUGAAUAUAAUUUUGAAGUCAUCUGCAAGGAUGACAAGAAGAUCCUACAAAGGCUGAACAGACUGGGUUGUCUACUAGCUUGGUUGAUCCAGCUCGUUAAUUUCUAAUAUUGUUAUGAAAUCGUAAAUAAAAUACCUUUAGAAGCGAUA
Messenger RNA from Anolis sagrei ordinatus, 6534 nucleotides. The record is from RefSeq and is a predicted model, not a curated record. NCBI's taxonomy places the organism in Eukaryota, Metazoa, Chordata, Lepidosauria, Squamata, Anolidae.